CUUCAUUUGGAGAGUAGCCUCCCUCAUAAUCUAUGCUCUCUGUAUGUUCACAGGACUUGGCUUCUGGGGUUUUCUCUGGGUACUUUGGUUUCCUCCCCUCUCUCUCUCCCCUAUAGUGCGAGAUCGCGGCAUCAUUACAGCAUCAUUACAAACAUACAGUUUCGUAGUCGCACGAACAAAAAGAUAUAUGUGCACAUAUGCUGUUUGUAUAAACUACGGUCAUCGCACAUUUCGCCCCUAGGCCAUAUCGCCCCACAGCCCCAGUCAACUAGUCCCAUGUAUGUCCGUAUCGUCCCAGCACCGAAAACUGAAUCGCCCGGCCAGGCCCCAAAGCAUUAUGGCAAAAUCGACUAAAGGACACUAUACAACAUUGUCUGUUUCAUCUAAGACAUCUUUUGACUCCAAAGCCUCAAAAAAUGAAUUACAGCUUAAAUCUAGUCUUGCUCACAAACUUAGAACUGACAUAAUGAGAAUGAAAACUGAAGAUGUGCACACAGACCUUCAGUUUCUUGGAGGGACUUACAUGACAGGAGGACACAAAAUAAUGUUAAAAUGUAGAACAAGAGGAUUAAUUCCCGAGAGUUUGAUCCAUACAUCUGACAGAAGUCAACCAGUUAUACCAGUGAACCCUCAAACUCAAGACGAGCUUCGAGAUCUUGUUGAGAUGUUGUAUACCUAUGAGGAAGUGGAUGCUGAUUUCAUUUUUAGUCAUCUGAAAAUAGACCAAAGUAGAAUGAAUGAAAAGGAAUGCAAUGAUCAAGCUCUUCAUAUCUCACACAACCAUCAGAAGGAAGUAAACAAGGGGGAACUGAAUGACCUUGACAGUAGCCAUGAGACCAGGACAAGUGUACCAAAGUCAGCAGACUUUCAGGAUAUUGGCGAGUCACUGUCAAUGAACAAAAGAUGGACUAUAGAGGAAGUUCUAUCACAGAAUAUAUUAACUGUGCCAGAAAGUCAUAUUGUACACACUGAAAGUCAAGCAGUUAGUGCGCUGCAGAUUUUGCCCAUUAUUGAUGACCCUGCCUCACCUCUUCUGCAGUCUGGUGAAGGGGAUUCCUUGUAUGUGCAGACUUCUAAUGAUAAGGAUUUGGCCCAUGGAUUUGAUAAUCAAGUUGUGCAUGAAGAGUCAAUGAAAGAUGAUAGGAGAGUGAAAUAUGUACAUGACAAGACCGUAUCUGAAGAACCCACUCUGCUUUUUUAUAGACCUGUGAGCCGACUUGGUGCCGACUUACUAUGGGGAUAUCUUCAGAGAGUAGACCCUGACUGUUGUCUGCAAGUUGAAGGAGAGAGAUAUCCAGCACAUAAAUGCAUUCUUGCCGCUCGCUGCCAAUAUUUCAAUGCCAUGUUUACUGGAGCAUGGUCAGAAGGUCAAGAAAUGGAUGUAGAACUUCAAGGAGUGAGAGCAAGUUCUGUACAUUAUCUUCUGUUAUACCUGUAUGGAGCCAUGGUGGAGGUACCAGCCAGUGACUUGGUAUCUGUCAUACAGAUGUCAGACAUGUUUGGUAUGGAGGGACUCAAGGAACUGCUUGCUUUUCAAAUGUCACAAAAUCUUUGUCAUUUUUUCCACAAGCCUUGCCAGCGGUGUGCUCAAGCUGUGUCUGAUGUCUUGCCCAUAGCAUAUCAGUAUAACCUCAGCAAGCUCUUUAAUCAGUGCUUGAAAUGGACAGCUAAACAUUUCCGCCGUGUUUUUGAGGUGCCAUCCUUUGCCACUUUGCCUGCUUUAUUUGUGGACGAAUGCACCAAACUGAUCAUUGAACAGAUGUGUGUAGACAACAUUAUCCAGAUCAUACUAGAUGCCCAUGAUCUGACUUGCUGUCUUCAGCAAAGUCGGCGAGCAGAGCAUCUGCAAUUAAAGGCGGCCAGGAUACUGGAUGCAGCCAUACGUUUUUCUGCUGCAAACUUCCCAGCUAUUGUACAUUCCUCCAGAUUUCUCUCCUGGAGCAAGGGAGGUGCAUGGUGUGUGGACAUGCUGGAGGAGAGCUUUGGCAUGGCUGUCACUUUGAUGCCAGUGGAGGCAUCUUGUGAUGUAUACAUCACUCUCAGAACUCUCUUAAAGAGCACUGAAGCUCAAGAGGAGAAAACUGACUUAGCUGCACUUGGAGGUGAUGAGGCAAAGAGAUUGCUGCAGAAACUGAUAGACAGAUGUGAGUGGUACAUCCACCGAUAUAUUCAUCACAUUAUGCAGUGUCCGGGGUGGGCAAGUCUUUCUUCAGAUCUUCAACAAGAUCUUUUGCACAAGUCAUGCUUUGUACCAGUUAAUACAUCAACUUCCAGCGCAAAACAGAGUUUGAUUGCAAGAAAGUCAGUCAGAGUUUUGCAGAAAACCAUUGUCACUAGUGCCCAGGUCCUGCAUGACAUAGACCCUUCCCUGUUUCCUUCUCUUCCUCAGCCACUAGAAGAAGACUGUGCUGGCACAUGUCAAAGAGUGACCAAGAGAACUGAUGGCCAGACAGAUAUCUCACACAAAAUGUCUGAACAAAUGAACAGGAGAAAUACUGCAGUGAAGGGCCUGGAGACAGAGCCUCAAAUCUCUGUGAGAAAAACUAGUCAAAGAAAAGUGCCAUCAUUAAAAGAAAUCAAAAGUGGGAAGGAAAAGCUCAGAACCCCCACAAGAAGUGUGGCAAGAUCUCACUCAGUUGAAGCAGACAGAACAAAAAUCCCUGCAUCUGAUAUUACACCACACAGUCACAAGACUACAGUAAUGGGAGAAACCAGAUCUGAAAACACACCAUUUGACGGGAUGUCACAAAACACUAAAAGUGUCAAAAUAACAUCAGAACCAAGAGCACAAGAAACUGAGGAUAACCAUGGGUUUCCCUUAAGAAAUUGUGAGGCAAAGAGUGAUUGGCUUGAUGUCUGUGGGCUUAAUGUUGAGGCCAUCAUGUCUAUCAAUCAAAAUAUUGAUAGCAUUACUACAGUCCCUCCCACUGAAUGUGUGGUUGUGCCAGUUGUUCAAAAACUGGAUGUUCAGUUUGAAAUCCCAACAGACUAAAAUAUUUUACAUGUGUAAUAAUCAGUUGGGGAUUUAAAUGAAUGUUGUUCAUCACAAUUUAACUGAACCUUUUUUUGACCUAAGAGAGCAAUGGCAAAAACAUCGAAAAGAAUUUGACAACAGACACAUGCACAGAAGUAUUAGGUUAAGAGUUCCCCGAGCCAGAACCACAAGAUAUCUGCACGCCUUUAUUCUGGCUGCAAUUCACAAAUACAACCAAAUCAUGGCUAUGACACGCUUUUAAGUGAAGGUUGCUGUCACCCAUCCCCCCUUUUUUUAAAAGAUGUAAUGUAAUAUCUGAUACAUUCGCAUGAUAAUUUCCUGGAAGGGAUUAUUAAUUUAAAGAUGUUUUGUGUUGUAUUUGUAUUAUAGCCUGAGUUGACCUUAGGUCACCAACUGUAUCUUCUGUUUGUUGGGAAUGUGUGUGUGAGAGAGAGGAAUUAUUACAUGUAUAUGCAUGUAUCAUAUAUAUCUUCUCUAUAACUAGUACGAGCACUAUCUGGAAUUGCCUUUGUGGAUUAAUAAAGUUGUAUUUAUUGAAA
Pomacea canaliculata is the source of this 3534-nucleotide messenger RNA. RefSeq lists its product as uncharacterized. The transcript has 13 exons. Gene Ontology annotation, molecular function: protein binding. The coding region runs from base 281 to 2992 and encodes 903 amino acids. The record is from RefSeq and is a predicted model, not a curated record. Lineage: Eukaryota; Metazoa; Mollusca; Gastropoda; Architaenioglossa; Ampullariidae.